Molecule: messenger RNA, 5088 nt
Organism: Erpetoichthys calabaricus (reedfish)
Lineage: Eukaryota; Metazoa; Chordata; Cladistia; Polypteriformes; Polypteridae
Gene: sdc4
Product: syndecan 4
Exons: 5
Coding region: 197-856 (219 amino acids)
Biological process (GO): cell migration
Cellular component (GO): cell surface; membrane
Source: RefSeq, a predicted model, not a curated record
UCAAAUGACUGAGAGAGGCAUUAAGUGACGGAUUACUACGUACUAGGGCACGAAAAGUAAUACUAAGAAAAAACAACUCGAAGAAAAACACUAUCGGACUAUUUUAAAUUGCUAAACAUUUACUAAUAGGUUUUCACCUGUACUUUUUUUACUAGCUUGUCACCUUAGGAUCCUUUCCAAGAACUUCUCGGGGAUAAUGAUGAAACUCGUCUUUUCUCUGUUCUUCAUCUUCAUCAUUUCUGCGUCCUCUGAGUCGCAGGUGAGGGAGACAGAAACCUGGGUGCCACCAGGAUCAAGCCCAUCUUCAAAGUUUGAGGGAUCUGGAGGUUUCCCUGAUGACAAAGACUUUUCCUUCCAGGGAGGAAAUACAUUAGACAGUGAAGAUUAUGAUGAUGAUGAUGAUGAUGAUGACAGUGAUGAAUAUGCCAUCUCCGGUUCUGGAGAAGGUAGUCCAGUUGAUGAAGAAGAUGAUGAUGACAAUUCAGCAGAGAUCACAAAGGUUAAUCAGCCUGAUUCCGACAGCAAUGACAUUCCAGAAGAGGAUGUAAUCAACAAGGUUGACGAUACCAUUCAGAAGAGUACUGAAGAAGAAAAUGAAGUGGUAAAAACAGAUUUUAAAGAUGUGGAAGUAUCUUCUAAUGAAGUCAUGCCAAUUUCCCAAGUUGUCAGUGAGAACUUUUUUGAAAAAACAGAAGUCCUUGCAGCUCUGAUUGCUGGUGGUGCCGUGGGACUGCUUUUUGCCAGCCUUCUCAUCCUGUUGCUCAUAUAUCGCAUGAAGAAAAAAGAUGAGGGCAGCUAUGACCUAGGGAGAAAGCCCAUCUACACAAAGGCUCCCACGACUGAGAUCUAUGCGUGAAAGAAAAUGUGCUUAAAAUGAUUUUCCUGUUGGGGAAAACAAAGUUUGUUUUGGGAAAGACUUUAUUACACACACGCUCUCUCUGUCUCUCUCUCUAUAUACAGUAUGUAAAGAUAUAAAUAUAUAUAACAACAUAUAUGCACAUACACACCCUAAGUUGAGUUUAACAGAAGACUGAGUAUGUUUUUAACAGAAACAACAGUAAGAAACUGGAAAUAAAGUAGCCCUCUUGGACCACAGAGAUCUAUACAGAAUCAUCUUGGUUUUCGUUUCUUGCUUUUCUGUUUUGUUUUUUUUUGUUGUUUUCUUUUGCCAAAAGAGUAUAGGCAGUAGCAUUUAUGAUAGGUUCAAAAAGAAAAAGUGUUAACUGUCACUCUGAAUGCUAAUGAGUAUCCCAAAUCUGGGUCCUUGGGCAAUCUUUGCCAUAACACUAAAAUGACAAAUGCCCUCUCCCGUUCAUGCACCUCAGAUACCCAACCAAGAGUGCACAGAACUCUUGCUUGCGUUUAACACAGACCAGUGUUUAGAUUAGGGUUGAUGCUGGUGCUAGAGAUGGUGAGACAAGUGCUACAUUAUCCCCUAGGGGGGUGGACCGUAAGAGGUGCUGUUCAGAUGAACUGAUAUUGCAGUGUAUCCUCGCCUCAAUUGACUUUUAUAUUUAUAGUUAUGUAUGUAAACUCUAUAUAUAUAUAUAUUUAUAUAUACAGUGGAACCUCUAGAUACGAGUUUAAUUCGUUCCAGCACUGAGCUUGUAUAGCGAAUUUCUCGUAUCUAGAACAAACUUCCCCAUUGAAAAUAAUGGAAAUCCAGUUAAUCCGUUCUGCACCCCAAAUAUAUUAACAUAAAAAUCAAUUUUCCUAACAAAUAACACUGAUAAAUUAUAUAUACUGUAGUCUACCUUUAAUAAAUAACACUGGUAAAUAAUAUAACUGAUUAUUAAAAGAAUCAAAACAGGUGUCCAAAGUGCAGUAGAGCAUUCAAUAAAUCUUUAAAUAAAUAAUCCUUAAAACAGUUGUGAAGUGGAGGUUUAAAAUACACAAGAAUAACAAUCCUUUAACACGAGGUUAAAACGUCAAAAGGAUGCCGUCUUUAAAAAACAGAUGACAAUCCCCGGUGCUUCUUCUCUGUUAGCGUCUCACCUGCGGGCUCUGCAACAGGCGAGACACUCUUAAUGCAGCCGACCUUCUCUACACCGUCCUGCUUCAGCUGUUUCGCCUGUUCAGCUCACUGUUCAGCUACACGCGAGCCUGCACUCACUCGCCCGCCUGCCUGCCUUCUCUCUCUCUUUUCUUUUACUUUUCCUCCCCCUUAACCGGCUCGUGCUUCUCUAUAUAUGCGGGGAGGACAUGGCAGCUGCAGCCCAUCAGCCACAGGAACAAUCAUGGAUGUAGGCAGUUUCCCACCUGUGCACUUAAGUGAGAAACGCAGACACCGCAGAUCGCGGCUCGCAACUGCUACCACGCCCCCUUGCUAAACCGCGAGCUAUACCCACAGCCUGGCUCGUGGCUCGUUACGCGAGCCAAUGCUCGUAUUUAGAUCUGAAUUUUUCGCUCAUACUUUCCUCGUAUUUUGAAUUUCUCGUAUACAGAGGUGAUCGUAUCUCGAGGUUCCACUGUAUAUAUAUAUAUAUAUAUAUAUAUAUAAAAAUGUGUAUGUAUAAUGUGCGCACAUACACGUAGUACAUACCAAAUGUCUAAGAUGCCAAAAUGCAUUGCUUUUAGUGGCUUAUUAUAGUUAAGUAUAAAGGGCAAUAUUCACUGAAAUGUAUUUAUGAAUUUUGGGGUGGAGACCUGGCCAGUUUAUACAUUUAUAUCACAUACAUUGAUCUUGGAAUAGUUCAGAUGUUUUCAAUAAUGAAUGAAGCAUAAGUAAAUAAUUUUAUAGCUAUUUUUUUAAGUUUUGUAGAAAUUUCCAUUUUGUUAAUUUAACUAUCAAAUAUUAUAUUGCUUUAUCUGUUCAGGUUUGGGAGUUCAUCCCAAUUUUCAGACUGUUGUAUAUGUGUUGGAAUUUUAUAUACUCUAGUAGAUUAUUAUUUGUUUUCAAAAGCAUAGUUUUAUAAUGAGUUUUAUAUUGUAAGAGUUUCUAUAUUUCUUUGUAGAUCUUACUGUUCACAGAAAUAUUUAUGUUUUGUAAAAGGCAAAUUAAAAUUCCAUAGUACGUUUUGAUAUGAGACACAAAUCCUCAGAUGUCAAAAAGAAAAUCGAAAAUAAUCUGCUGCUUUUGUUGAAAAUACAUAAAUUAAUUCAUUUUAUUUAUUUUAAAAUGUGUUACAUUGAGCAUAAUUUCAGAAAGGUUUAUUGGGGACAAGAUUAAUGCAAUUCAGGGUGGCAGAACAAGUCUUGAUUUACCUUUGCAUUUUUGUACUUGGAGGGGAUUGAAAUUGAUGUAACUUCAGUUAUUUUUGUUUUUUUCACAUUAAUAAUAAUAAUUCUUUACAUUUGUAUAGCGCUUUUCUCACUACUCAAAGCGCUUAACAUUAAGCUGACAUUUAAUGUGUAAAUUCAGUUUGAUUCAGAGUUCAUUCUGAUUUUAGUUUUUUUAAUCAUGAUUCAGAUUUCUCAGGUUUACCAGGUUGUACACACGGUGUUCUUUUGUUUUUCUUCUUCCAUAAAAUAAGUUCUCAUUUAAGCAUAAUAUACUUUUACAUCACUUUUUCGAAGGUGUAUGUAAGGUAUUGCGUGUAAUGUGAAUAACAAAUCUGUAAGCACAUUUUGAGGUCUGUGCCAUCUCAUUUUAUAACUUUAUGUGUUGUUUUAGAGAAGGUGAAUUUCAGAAUUUUCCUUGAAAUAUCUUUCCAGUUUAUUUGGUUAAAGGGCACAUGUUAGACAAACGGUUUUAAAGUAAUUUGAAUUCCUUCAUUUGGUGGACAUUGUCUGGUUUUUAUUGUUCAUGGUACUUUUGGAAAAAUACCAAGUUGUCUGUUUUGGCUGUUGUUGAAAAGAAUUCAAGAUUAGCUGUAGGUACCGACAUAUAUGGACAUUUUUCUGAAAUCAAACUUCUGGCAGACUAUAGUUUUUGAGCAAUUGUUUUAGUUACUUUAUUUCUCAAAACUCCUUGCAGUAUUUUCAGUUUACAUAUUUCUGUUAUAGAACUAUUGGCCUGGGACCAUCUCACAUUGCCAGCAGUGCAGAUCAUCUGUUAGGCCUAAAUGCUUAUGUCAUUGAAAAAGCAGUUCAUAGCAUCUGUGUUUUUUACAAGUCAUUGUAAAUGUACUUGUGCAUAAUCUAUACAGUAUCAUUAGAUUUCUUUUCAUUUUUAAUAUUUGGCUGCAGCUCUUGAGUAAGUUAACCAAAAAUGGUGGUUAUUGUAUCUUUUUUAGAUACAGCUUACAUGUAAAUAAAAGGAAUACCACAGUUGUUGUAUUGGGUCCCUGCCUCUGCUCUGAUGACUAUUUUGAGUGUGCAGAUGGGUUACUGUAUGAUUAGCAUGGCUACCAUCUGAAAAAUGCAAGGUGAGAGCUACGUCCCCCAGUUAAAUAUUUCAUUCUGUUGAUCAGACAACAUGCCCAUCAUGUCCAGCUAAUGGGAAGCCAGUAGUGUUCCUUUGUUUCACCUUGAUUAAUACUAAAAAGGAUUGUGUAAACACAAAGCACUUGUGGAGCAUAGUGUCCAUGGCAUAUUUACCCCUUAAAGAAUGGGUUUAAAGAAGCAGUAUGUUUCAGUACUUGUACCAGAAAAUCACAGUUGUGAGGCAGACUGCUUCUCGCUUCAUUGAGAUCUCAAGGUAGUUUUUUGGAGACCAUCCUAGUUAUUUUUAUUUAUUCAUCUCAGAUGCAAGUGUGCUUAUUAUCAGGAUUAAAUUAAGGAGCCUGUGCCAGUGAUUUCACUUUUGAGUCAAAUAAGCUAAAGUGUUUUUUCAAGUGGUUGACUUGAAGAUUAUACCACAUUCUAAAGGCUUGCUCUGCCCAAUUGUUCUGUUUUCCUUUUUUUUUUCUUUCUUGCAGUACUUUUGUGGUAUACCCAGGUCUGCCAUCUUUUUUUCUUUGGAAAAAAACACCUUUUAAAAGGUUUUGAUCCUUCAUGUUAAAGCUUGAGUUGUCUUUUUAAAAAAGCUAAUGUAAAUAGUGGAUUCCUUCCCCAGUACUUGACUGCUGCAUGUGGCAAGUGCACAGUUCAGCUGGAUUGUCUUCUGAAGACAUGUUCUUUUCUGUUCUGUACAUAUUGUAUUCAUAUUGAUGCAUUCUACUAUGUUCUGUUACUUAAUAUUAAAAUUCAUUUUUUAAGUGAUUUUAA